Parascedosporium putredinis is the source of this 378-nucleotide messenger RNA. The record is from the annotation of a GenBank genome assembly. Lineage: Eukaryota; Fungi; Ascomycota; Sordariomycetes; Microascales; Microascaceae.
AUGACACCUGGAAAGCUCUGUGGAAGUGUGGUCUGUCCAAUCUUUGAUAAGGUGCAGCCUGCCAUUCUCGAGGCAGUUGGAGGCGAGGCAUACUCAACAUCAACAACCAAGGAACUCUGCCGAUGCGUAUUUUUCCUCAGCUCGGAUUUCUCACAUGACUGGGAGCAGAAGUUUGUUGAUCAGGCUCGCAUUUACUAUAAGAAUGGGUAUAUGAAAGAUCUUGAUGAUCGGUUUGGCGACUUGUAUGGCACUGUUGCAGAUAGAGAGGUUGAGAUAAUGCAUGACCUGGAGGUCCAGAUCCUUUACCAUCGCACCGCCCUCGAGCAGGCAUCCGAGCCAUUGAUAUCCAAGGAGGUCGUCAUCCGCUCCUCGAGCUAA